CCACUACCACCACAACUACAACAACAACAACAACCAGUACAAGCACCAACAACAACAUCAACAACAACAACAAGAACCUCAUCGACGGCGUCAAUUGCGACGAUGGCUGCCAUAAAUACGGUACCAAAGAGCAUCCAUCUGCCAUUGACGACUCUCAGCAGCGCGCCGCGCGUGUUGAUGUGCAGCGCAUCCGUGGGCACCGAAGGAUCCGUCACUCUGCAACUGCGUGAUGCGAACGCGUUGGAGGCAGCAGCAACAAAGACAGCAACAGCAGCAGCAGCAGCGGCAGCCACAUCGACGACGUCACCAAAUGGCGCUGCAGGUGCGCCAGCGUCGACGCUAGAGAAUGCGCUGACCAUCGGCUAUCCGGAUCCGGAAAUGUUGGCAGAUGUCUUGGGCACCAUUCAGACAGCCUCACUCAAGAACAACAACUCAAUCACAGCAGCAACUUCAAGCAAUAGCUCGACCAAGUCGACGAGCAGCAAUCAUCUGACAAAUCCCAACAAGAUAACCAUAACCAGGCGGAGUGUGCACUCGGUCAGCACCUCGACGAACAGCAGUAGCAUUAGUAGUUGCAGCAGCAGCAGCAGCAGUAGCAACAGUGGCAAGAGCAAUACCAGCUACAUCAAGAACUGCUUGAUACGCAGCAGCAGCUGCAGCAACACGGUCACCAAUGUCACCACAUUGGCGCAGAUUAUGAGCAACAGCAGCACGAGCAGCGCGGCCAGUUUACUCAAUCAGCACAACAACAACAGCAACUGCAGCAACAGCAGCAACUUCAGUACCGCCUCCUCGGUGGGCAGCAGCAUCAGCGUUGGCAGCAACAGCAGCAGCAGCAACUGCAGCAACGGCAGCAACAGCAACAGCAACGACAGCAACAGCAGCAGCGGCGGCGGCCACCGAUUGAGUUUCAAGGGCACCGGACGGCAUGCUCCCGCGAGCGGAUUAGGUUCGUCGGCGGCAUCCACGAACACGAGCGGUACUGCCAGCGGCAUUGGCGGCAUCAUAAGCGUCGAGGCGCCCCGCAAGAAUCGACCCAAAUUAUCAUCGCCAACGCGUCACGGACCGCAGCAGUGUCAGAUUUGUUGCAAGAUCUUUGGAAAUGCCUCGGCGCUGGCCAAGCACAAACUGACGCACAGCGACGAGCGGAAAUACAUCUGUGCGCUCUGCUCGAAGGCAUUCAAGCGGCAAGAUCACUUAAACGGACACAUGAUGACUCAUCGGAACAAGAAGCCUUACGAGUGUAAGGCGGAUGGCUGCGGCAAAUCCUAUUGCGAUGCGCGAUCAUUGAGGCGCCACUCGGAGAACCAUCAUGCUGGCGGAGCAGCCACACCCACCACCAGCCAAUCGCUUUCGCCCACCGCCAGUUCGAGUGGUACCAGCAAUAGUAGUGGUGCCGGCGUGGCCACCAGCUCAUUGAGCCUUUCCCCGGCCACGGCCAGCGGCGAUGCCAGCUCCCCGGACGGAGCCACCUGCAUUCGAACCUACAUUUCCACGGGCAGUUCGGUGGUGGAUGCCGCUACUGGGAUCGCUCUGUCGGAUGAACAGAUCAAGGCGAUGAAUCUGCCGAUCAAGACGGGCGUGACCUUGCUGUCGCCCACCACCUCGACCUCGUCGAAUGCCUCAUCCUCGGCCUCGUCUGCCAGCUCAUCGCUUUCCUCGACGGGCUCGUUACCGGGGUCGGGAUCGGGAUCAGGAUCAGUUUCCAUGGCCCCGUCACCGUCAAGUGGCUCGGUGAUAACCGCUAGUUCGCCCACCAUCACGCUCAGCGAUGGGAUGAGUCUCGAGGGCGAGGGUCUCACUCGGGAACAGUUGGAUCUCAUCAGCAAGAUAAUGCAGCAAACGAAGCAGACGAGUGCCCAGGUCACCGUCUCCUCGCCCACCAGUGUCAGUUCCUACAAGAUCAACACCAACUCGUCGCCAUCGCAGAACAGACCGCGCACCUGGAACAUGCAAUUGUUAAAUAGUGCCCAAAAUGUGACUGUCACAGUCGAGGACAACUCUGAGCUCGUUACUCCCUCCUCCAACUCACCCGUGGAGGUCAAGGAGGAGGAGCUGAGUCCACAGCUUGUGGGCACCAUGAAUCCCCACCUGCUCAAUAUCGUGAAGCUUGACAAGCCCGUUGAGUGCAAUCUCUGUCACCGUAAGUUCAAAAACAUACCCGCCCUCAAUGGGCACAUGCGCCUGCAUGGCGGCUACUACAAGAAGGACCCGGAAACCAAGCGCAGCGAGAAGAAGGACUCCAGUGGUCCACCCCUGCAGACGGCGAGCAUUGGAGUGCGCGCCCUAAUCGAGGAGAAGAUCAUCAGCAAGCGCAAGGACAUGACUAAGGGCUCCUUUGUGGUUCCGGCACCACCGCACAGCAGUGGCACCACCACCACCCUGCGUCGAUCGAUUAGCGACCUAGAGAGCUUCCUUAACCCGAAGACGAGCACCAGCAGUCACACCCAGACGAUGACCACCACUACGGGCACAACCACAGCGGUUCUCCCAGCGGCCACCACCAUCAAGAGCAGCAAUGGCCUCAGUAUCCAGCAGAUUGGCCUGCCGCAGAGCAUCGAGAUCUUCAGCGGCGGUCAGAAGCAGGCGAAGACGCUCAACCUGGGCAGUGGAACCAACACGAUCACGAUAACCACCAACAAUGUACCCACCACCACGACGAUGAGUGCGCUUACUGCGCUGAAAGCGGGUGGCACCAUCAGUGGAAUCUCUACCGCUACCAACACGGAUCCCAAGGAUUCCACACUUAUAGAGCUCUUGAAACGCGGCACUCGCAUUGCGGUCACUUCGAAAAAGAACCAAUCCCAUGGACAAACGGGAUCCAGUAUAAUGAUGACCUCCAGUGGCGCGACAACAAAUGCUGUUGGUGCUGUCACCGAGUUAACCACCAUUGGUGCCGGUGGAGGAGUGCAGACAGUGGGCAGACAGAUCAUCACCAACAACAACCGCACCGUGAUCAUACCCUCCGAUGUCCAGGUGGUAUCCACCAAGAGCAAGCUAAGCAGCUUGAGCAGCCUGGUCAAGAGCAAUAUGACCAGUAGUGGCACCUGCUCCUCGGGAAAUCUUUCGCUGGCCGAUGGCACGCCUCUUUCCCUGACAAUUGCUUCCAAUCAGGAGGUGACUGGAGGAGUAGGCAACUCCAGCGGAUCGGGAAGUGUUAUCACGAGCGGAGGAGGGGGAGUCUACACGGUUACCUACACCAGUGACGGCACCGAUCUAUUCGAUGAUGCCGAGGUCUACAACGUUUCGGACACCGAGAUGCUGCUGCAGACGGUGGACUCCAUGGAGCUGCUCAACGAUGAGGAGAUCAAGAGCGAACAUUCCGAGGACUUUGCCCUGCUAAGCGAGGCCGGCGACAGCGCGCACACCCAACUGGUGAAACUGGAGCCGGAAAGUGGACAGGCCAACUCCGGAUCGGGUAGCGUAUCCGGCGCAAACACUACGCCUUUGCCCACUUUCCAGCAAUUCCAUUCCAAGGAGCUGAUCAUGCAGAACAGUUCGCAGAUCCAGGCGAUAGCUAGCAUGCGCGGAAGUGGUGGUGGAGUCCUGGCCUCACCGCUCCACUCGCCACUGGCCUAUCCCACUCCCCCAUCGAGCCACGAGAAUAUGGCCCAGAGUUCGCCCUUCAUCGAGGAUGCAGCUGCCCAGUUUGUGGAUGCCAGUAACACCUUCUUUGGCGACAAGACGGACUUCUCGCACAUCUAUUUCAAAACGGAUGAGGGGGAGGCCACCAUUGAACAGCUAAAUGAGCACGACAACGAGAAGAUCCUGAAACUGAAAUCAGUGCUGGAGGAGAGCAGCUUCGAUCCCUCGAUCAAAGUGGAGGACCUGUUGAAUGGCACCGAUGAUGACACGGAGUGCGAUUUGAGGGAGUUUGCGGAGACUAACCUCUCGUUUUUGGACGAGGAUCAAGAGUUCCUCAAUGACUCCAGGAAUGCCACCUCUCCGCUCUCGGAAUCCUUCUUCACCAGCGGCAUUGGCUCCGCGGAGGAUGUGAAGCAGGUUUUGCGCGAAGUCCUGCCCGAUGAGAAUAUGCAACUGCAAUUGAGCAGUGAGCAGCAGGGCGAGAACAUCAUCGAUCUCUACUAUUUGCCUGGCUUGGGCUUGCAAUCCCAGAUGAUGCCCAAUUCGGAGGACCCGCUGCUCUCCUCCUCCCCCCGCGAGUUUGGCCAGCAAAGACAGCAGUUGGCUAUGCAAACCACCAACAUGCAACAGCCCAUGGAGCAGUCACUUCAGGACAACAACAAUAUCCACCAGCAGCAGGAGCAGCAGCAACAGAAUCCGCAGCAGCAAGAGCAACACCAGCAGCAGCAAUCACAGCAGGAGCAGCCACCGCAACAGGAACAACAACAGCAGCAGCAGCAGCAUCACCAACAGUUGCUGCUGCCCCAGCAACCACUCAAUCAAACGGAAUCCCUGCCGGCAGUCGGUCAGCAGCAGGGUGAUUUCAUGCUGCCCCUGGUGGGUGGUCAUGGAUUCACCCAAGUUACCAGCCAAACACAAUACAUAGAUAACAGCCAGGGCGGCAUGGGGAUGCAGCCCCUCAACAGCCUGCUGCAACCACUGCUCUAUGGUGGGGCAACCACAUCCAAUGGCAACGCCUCAGGCGGGGGCAAUGAAUCUCUGCUCACCACCGAUUGCCAAAUGAAUGCCAAUCAAGGCCAGAUCGAUACGGGCCUGAUGUUCGCCUGUGGCAACACGACAACCAUGGCCAACAAAUCCCUGGCGGCUCUCGUGCCCAACCCGCCGAGUGUGGCUAAUUUGCAGCCCUUGUCCAACCAAACCAAUUCCAUUCUGAAGCGCCGACUACGCUCCAAUGCGCCCCAGGAGACGCACAAGUUCUCCAAGUUCCACACUCUGUCACCGCAUCGUUCCAAGCUGCGCAAACCAUCGCGAACCCACUAUACGCCCGCACCCAUCCUGAAUCCGGAUCGCAAGGGCACUGGGCUGUACUGCAAUGUGCGCAAGCAACUGGGUCAGGGUCUCUUCGACGCCUUCGACGACGACUUUGGGGACUCGGUGGGCUUGGUGGACUUCUCGGACGAGUCCAAGGUAAACUUGGGAUCCACCUACCAGGCGCAGAUACCCAGCUGUCGGCCGAUGGAGGAGGCAUCGCGGGACGCUCCCGGCGCCGAGAUGAUGUGGAAUCCUGAGGUGCAGGAGGACGAGAAGAUCCUGAUGCGCUACAUUGAUCUCAGCAAGUCGUCGGCCGUGCCCAUGGGCAGUCAUUCCGAGGAGGUGGCGCUCCAAACGCUGCUUCGGGCCAAAGGAAACUCGGCGGCGGCUGUGCUCAGCCUGCUCCAAACGCAGUCCGGCGCCUUCCAGAUGAAGUGGACCGCCUACGAGCUGGAGCAGUUCUUGCGCGGAUUGGAGAAGAAUGGCAAGGACUUUGGCAAGAUCGCCAGUGAGCUGCAAACGAAGUCCUCCGGCGAAUGUGUGCAAAUGUACUACUUCUGGAAGAAGCUGUGCGUGGACUACAAGGUGACGCACUUGAAGAUGGAGCCCGUGGUGGUCAUUGCUCCCGCGGUGGAGAAGCCCUAUGUCUGCGAGAUCGCCGACUGCUCAGCGAGCUUCAGUUCGAAGGCGGCACUGCACGGCCAUGUCCGCAUACACGCUUAUGGUCGCAGUGCCAGCAGCAACACCACCAACAACAGCAGCAGCGGCAACUCCGGCAGCAGCAGCAACAUGCAGCAUGCCGCAGCAAGCAAUGCCAGCUCCGGUGGCAACAACAGCAGCAGCAGUAGCUACGCAUGUGCAACACUAUGUGGCAGCAACAGCAGCAGCAAUAAUGCGACCAGCAAUGCCGCUGCAGCAGCAGCAGCAGCACACAGCAGCACCAUGGCUCAAAACGGCAGCAACUGCAGUGGCCAUGCGAAUGCAGCAAUCGGAACAUCUGCGCUCUCGACCACGCCCAAAUUGGAGGCGGGCAUGGGCAAUACCACUAACAUACCGAUUGCCAAGGAGGGCGAGUUCCCCUGCAAGGUGUGCGGCAACGAAGAGUCACAACUCGCAAAUAGACGUAUCCGUAACUGAUAUCAGCUCCACAAGUCCACACGCACAGCUCGCUGGCAAAAUGCUCGGGUCUUCAAUAAGGUGAAGAGUCGCAGUGCGCACAUGAAGACGCACCGCGUCCAGGAGCCGGAUCAGAAACACCAGCUGCAAAACCAGGCCGGAGCUGGACUGACCACCGUCGCCACAUCAACCAUAACCGCACCAUCGUAGACACCGACGAGCAAUUCCGUGGAGGAAUCAACGACAUGGACAGGGAAACCAUGAGGCGUAUAUAGCAAACAAACAAAAAUCGAUUGACAAUCGCAUUAAGCAAGCGGCAAGCAUUGUUUACCACUGUUAGAAUUUAUGCUUAGACGAAUUUGGGUCUAAAAAUCAAUGUCACGUGUACGUAGUAGUUAAAGGCAUUUCUUCACUAGGUCUAUCUAAAUCUAUAGCUCAAGCCCCUUUCUUCUUCAAUCACUUCUCUAUCUAUCCCCUAAGUAGAAAACACUGCGACUCGCUGUAGGUUAUAAGUCUAGCCAAGGAUUGGUACAAGUUCAAAUUGAAUUGUUAUUGACUAUUGUAGGCAAGUGCAAUAUUUAUGUUGAAGUAACACGAAAUACGAAUAUGUAAAUGUACAUACAUGUACAUGUAUACCUACCGUUUUUUAUAGUAGGCGUUUAUUCUGCUCGACUCGACUGUAGAUGUACUCUAAAUCUAAUCUAAAUCUAAAUCUAAAACUAUACUACAACCAUGGCUAAAGCUGAGGAGAAAUCCCGAUCUAUGAUAAAUACUAGUGCAUAAUUACUGUUAACUACAAGUUUUUCUACUCAAAUACUCGUACAUAGUUGCAACACACUACACUGAUACUUUACUAGUGCUAUAAAUGUGUAGGCCGUAAGAGAAUCUCUAUAUAUACAUACUUGAUAUAAUUGAUAAUUACAUGCCUAGGUGUACGAUGUAUGCGAUAUAUGAUUGUUGUUCUAGUUUUAACGACGCAAGUCAGCAACUCCGAGUAGUUGAAGUUUUACUUAGAUUGUACUUACCUACCUACAGACCUAAACUAUUUAACUAUGGCUUAGAAACCGAAAACCCCAGAGAAAAUCUAGUGAAAUCAAGUGAUAUUGAGUGAGAUCAAAAACGAUUUUAGCUAAACGUGAACAAAAUUCAAUGCACACCAAUGUAAAUGGAAGUUGAGAAAAAGUUUUAACUUUACUUUUAACGACGCAAAGUUGUAGGUUGUAAGACACUGUAAAUACGAGUCUAGCAAAUUAAUCAGAUAAGGAAGGAUAUGUUUCAAAUUUCUCCAAAACGCAUAAAAGACAUUAAUCUAUUUAUAAUUCUAGAUCCCCUCCCCCCCUGACCGACCCCCCUUCCCCGACAAAACAAAAAUGAACACGAACACACAGACAACGAGGGUUUGAACCUUGAACUUCGAACUUCGAACCUCGAAAAAAGAGCCCACACACACAAGAGACACUCACAGUGCAGUUUUAUAUAGGCCUAGGAUAUACAUACAUAGUUAUUAUAUACAAGCAUAUAUUAAAUUAAAUGGUACAACAGUAAAUCUGCCAGCAAUUUGAACAACAACAAGAAUCACACGUUUUCCAUUUGGACAGUGAGCUAAUGUACUACAACAAAUUGAUCAAUUGAUUCAGCGUUUUUGAGGCCGAUGCCGGGUAGUAUGUUAUUGACAAUGGCGUAACUUAAUCUAGUUUAAUGUAAACCGAUGCAUGCAGGGCUAAAUUGAAAACCAAAUGAAAUACUUACGUUUAGUCUAAAUACCUUCCGACCCUUUCCACGUAAUCAACUGACCCGCAGAUCCGGACAAAAACUUGGAAGAUGGGAACUAUUAGCAAUUUUUAUGGUUGUAUUCGCCGGAAAACUACGAAUCAGGAGUUGUAAAUAAAAUACAUGGGAGAUGUACAAAAUACCCCGAUGUGGAGGACUUAUCCAUAUGCUGUUCUAUUUCCUUGGCCUUGUGUUCGCAAUAGCAUUCGUAAUCAUAAAAUAGUCAUAGAUUUAGUUGACGGACAACAUAAUUCUUGCAUAUUUUUCGGUGUUAUAUACAAUAAGCGUAAGCAGAUAUACAUGAAACAAAUACAGCUACAGCAGCCCACCAUAUAUAAAGCACAUUCAGUAACUGUUUGUUGUGGGCCUUCGAUGCCGUUUAAAGACUUUCUCGCGUACAAAUACCAACCCGAACAUCUAUGUAUAUCCCGUUUCCAUCUGUAGUAAACGUGCUUGGUUGCGUGCAUUUUCUCUACACGUCUUCCGUUUUCGUUUCCGUUUCCGCUUCUGUUUCGAUUUCCAUUUCCAUUUCCGUUUCCGCCUGAGUUCGCCCAACCACACUGUUCGAUUCUAUUCUAUGCUCAAAUGCCUUCAAGCGAAUAUAAGUCUUAAGUAUUAUUAAAUAAAGUAUCCACAAAUGAGUGUUUAUCCUUAAGUAAGUGUUCAAAUCUAGGGUUACGUUAGCUUAAGUUGACAUGAGUGUGCACUUUGUUGCUUUUCAAAAAAGUUUCCUAAAGACAAAGAUAAAUGUAGAGAUAGGCAUCUGCUCGAACGUCUAGUCAAAUGACUUAGAUUAAUUAUCACCUAAUUUAUUUAUAUUUUAUUUUAAGUUUCAAUUACUGUGCCAAAAUGUUUAUCGUUUACCAAUUAAAUGAUUUCAACUGUUUCAUUUUUCCACGACCGUCUUGCCUUUUUAUUUUCCUACAACAUCGUAAAUUCCAUAGUAAAGGACAAUCUGUGACAUUGAGUACUACGAGUAUACUACAUUCCUAUACAUUUCGAAGCGAUAAUUUCCGGAAUCAUCUGCGUCAGCGAUUCCUCCUCACUUAGACACUUUAUUCGAAAACUCUGCGUUGUGAUUGUUCAUUAAGCGAAAGUAAAGACAAACUGUAUUUAUGCAAUGCAAAUACGUAUUUUAGAGUAAUCUGUAUAUAAAUAGAUGGCGGCCGACGCGGCUCCAGCUUCCUCAAAAGCCAAACUAAUUCUAGCUCAGACGUCGUCAGAUUCACUCAAAUCAUCAGUAUAUACAACUUGCACUCCAAUUCAAAGACACUAUAUAGUUGCAUGAGUGGUUUACUUAUUCUCAGCAUCUGUUUGCAAUAUUUUGUAAAUCGUACAGAUACACAUACUACCAUUAAUGUCAUAAUGCCGAAUGAGGGAAAACCGAAUAUUAUAAUUAGUGAACGCAACAGAAUUACUUCGAAAUACAAUACAAAACCUUUUGAAAUUGAAAACGAUUGAUAAUAGCUAUUAGACAUAUCAAUUUUAUUUAAAAACGAAUCGAGAGAUACAUUUAAAAAACAAAAAAAAAUAUAUAUAUACAUAUAUAUAUGUAUACAUAGUCCGUACACCUUCGUGUACACCAGUGCAAUAUUGCAUUCCUGUUUAGCGAGUAAGUGGACAUUUUAGGCGUCAUCGUAGUAUUUACAGGAUCUUCUGUUGGGCACCUCUUUCGAAUCUUUGCUUUAAGUGCGAUAUCUCAGAGUAUUUAGACUGACGAGUAAUAAAACGAUACCAAAUUAUGAGAUACUAUUCUGGAUGCAGUGCAUAACCCUUCGUUUCUGUGCCAAACAAGGAUCGAUCGCGAUCUGACUACAGACGCGAUGAACGGCGUGACAAACUUUACCGCUCAGUAUUAUCGAGAUGUCCGGCCUGCGCUCCGGGAAAACUGGGCAUUAGGGUCGGACGGAUCGGCCCUGCUAUGAUUAAGUACCAUAUACAAAGAACUACACAAAUCUACGAUGUAAGUUUUAACUGUAAUAUGCAAAGAGACACUUUUAUAAAGAAGCAAACUGUUACUUUAUGGCAUUUAGUUGAGAUGCUGUAACCUCUUGUUGAUCGUAAAUUGUACGUAGCAUGUAAUACCUAUUUAACUCGCAGACACCUACACACGAAUAUGGCAUUCAAAACAAAACAAAAAAUAUAUAUAUAUAUGUAUUUAUACAGUGCUAAUAUUAAUAUUCUGAUAUGAACGAAUAUUUUAUGGUACAUCUAUAUAUGUACAUAAUAAGAGUAAAUGUAAACUUCAAUGUUUUCAUGGUUGUAAACUGAUGAUCAAAAAUAGAUUUAAUGAAUUUUACAUGCUUUUAUUUAAACGCAGAAUUACUUCGACUAUGCUUUACACUUUUUGGUACCUAAUAAUAUUUAAUAAUAUCGUCACAUAUAAUGGCAUUUCUUUCAACGAAUACCGAAUCCUUCGUUUAACAUCACUCAUUCGUUGUUUUUACCAGACUUACAAUCUCACAAGCGGUGCAAUGGAUAAGCGAAAUAUUUUCUGAACAUCACAUUCUUUGAUAAGAAAUGAUCAAUGUAAGCGAUAUUUGAAAAAGAAAUCAUGAAUAUUCCCUCCAAAUAAUUUUUAAAAAAUUACGUAUUUGCUAAAAGUCAAAUCUCUGAUAACUGUAAUGAAAUACGACAGACGGGAACUCAACUCUCAAAUCUGUCUCGUAUAAUGGAGGAAUACUGUACUUAGCAUGAUGUUACCAGUUACAUUUAACGUAAUUACAAUUACAAUGAUUAUUGUGUAUUGCAUGUGUAUGUGAAGUGUAUGUAAUUACAAGUAAACUCUUUAAAAAUGCAAAAAACAAAUAAAAUCCAAAAACCGAGAAAUGUGGAAAGAGAAACUAUGGCACACAUUUGCCAUUUAAUAGUAGUCAAUUCUUCAAAACAGAAAAAGAAAAAAAUUAGGUUAAGUGUGAAGAUGCAUGUGGGGGAUAUAUGGACACUAUUUUCUAAACGUAUUACAACAAUAAUUUAUGAAUUUGUUGGUAAUUUUAUACAUAUAUAUACACAGUUACUUUUGUUAGCUAGCAAAACGACAACGACAACUUAGGUAGCGCCGAGGUAGAUAAACUUUAUGAAUGUUGUACCCAAAGCCCACGCCCCGGACACCCGCGAGAGCACACUGUACAGGCACGAACCUCAAGGCAGGAUGGGUCAUAGCUCGAGAUUUAGAUACCACGGAUCCAGGAUCCUGAGGCCCGUCCUUGCGCAUCCUACCUAGCUAGUUAGGUCCGCGUCCCUUAUAACACGAUUUCUGCUCAUACUAUACACUCAACACACUCACUGAUUACAAUCUCUGUUGGAUCUGUUGUACUCUGCAAUUUUUGGUGUGAUAUUCUAUUGGUUGUGGCGGUUGCUUUUAAGCCGCUUUACACAUUGUUGCAUUUCUACUAAUCGUAGCUGGCCUAAACUGGGUCACAACAGGACGAAAAAAG
Molecule: messenger RNA, 11219 nt
Organism: Drosophila mauritiana
Lineage: Eukaryota; Metazoa; Arthropoda; Insecta; Diptera; Drosophilidae
Product: serine-rich adhesin for platelets
Exons: 11
Coding region: 103-6033 (1976 amino acids)
Biological process (GO): regulation of transcription by RNA polymerase II; negative regulation of DNA-templated transcription
Cellular component (GO): histone deacetylase complex; transcription regulator complex
Molecular function (GO): transcription corepressor activity
Source: RefSeq, a predicted model, not a curated record